Messenger RNA from Thermothelomyces thermophilus ATCC 42464, 3403 nucleotides. RefSeq lists its product as uncharacterized. The transcript has a single exon. The record is from RefSeq and is a predicted model, not a curated record. Bases 525 to 3317 code for a protein of 930 amino acids. Lineage: Eukaryota; Fungi; Ascomycota; Sordariomycetes; Sordariales; Chaetomiaceae.
GCUCGAGGAGCUCAUCUUCUGCUCCCCUCCCUCGCUGAAGAGGCCCGUCUGCGCGUCCCAUGGCUGAACCGGAGGCCGAACCUUCAGCCUUACGGCGGCUAUUCGACGAAUACCUCUCCAGCUCCGCUCGCGUCUUCUGAGCCAACCGGCCAAUUGCCGUCACAUCCUCAGCCGCACUCUCGCAGCUCCGACCAGCAGCUGGGGUCACCGCAAGGAACCCGACCGGCCUGCAGGCCUUGUACGGAUUACAGUACUAUAGUACGCUAAGUCCUGUACGGAGGGGGCGUGGGCAUUGCCCCCCAUUCACGGCAGGCGAAGAGAGACUCCGGCAUACUUGAGAGUGUAUGCACCACUUCGGGGAAGAGAUUUCGGUCCUCCAGACAUCCGGAACCGCUUUCCAUCUGAAUUAGCUUCUCUUCCCUCCCGAGGCGUUGCUCUUUUCGGGACCACCACUUCACUCCCCGCUCACCACCCGCGCCCGACCCUCUCCUAACUCUUGGGGAGAACAUGGUAUAGUGCUCGAGAUGGACCACUGCCCUCCACGGCCGCAGCGGUUGCUGCGAUCGGCCACCUCAUCAUCCAGCGCCUUCAGCAGGAUAUCAACCGUGUCCGACUUCACCGAUUUCGACAGCUUGCGGGGGCACGCAACCUGCCCUCCGCCGCAACCUCCACCGCAUCCUCGGCAGCCUCUCUCCUCGCUCCAGACCUCCAACAUCGUCGGCUCCCGCUGGGGGGGAGAGCAAGGCUACGUCUAUGCCAGUCCGACCUCCGGCUGGGCCACCCUGACAACCUCUCCCCACGCCGUCGGAUACUCGCCAGUCGCUUCGACGGAUGCGGUGGCCCAGUCCAUCGAGCAUCACGGCCGGUGCUACCCUUACAACCACCAUGAAGCAAUUCCGGCGGCGGAGAAGGAGGAGGAGGAGGAGGAGCAGGAGAAGAAGAGGGACGGCGCCGGCCUCGGCCGCCUGGCCCGCUCGGCUGCCCCGAUGAACUGCGGAGAGGCGGACAAUGCAGCAAGCGCUCGCGUCUCGUCGGCCCCGGUCUUCGACCUGACAACUACCCUGGGUCCAACGACCAAGGCCGACGAGGCGUUCAUAAAGGCGUUGCAGGAGCAGGAGGCGCACGGGAAGCUGACCGGUGGUUUGGGGGCCGGCAUCAAGGCGGACAUGACCGUGACUGAGUCGGCGCUGCUGGCGGCGACCCCCUUGUCCGAGCGGCCGCUCAGUCAGACCUUCACCAGGUCCAGCAGACGCCUGAGCCGGGCCGAAACCGUGAAGCGGCUGGGCCAGAGCGAGGCGAACAAGCGAGGCGAGGUGAUCGAGGUUGUCAUGGAGGACGAUGACGACGUACCGCCGCACUCCAAGGUCGACAUCAGCCUGGUGGCCGGCGACGACGACACCGAGGACCGGGGCCCCGCCCCGUUCGUCCCGAGACAAACCACUUUCCCGACCAGGAAGCCGACGACGACCGUCUUUUAUCCGCAGCCGAACUGGAAGCCGUUCUCGCUGAGGGGGCCCUACCUGAUCUCGCUGAUCGUCCUAUCGCUCGCCCUCGGAGCUUGCGUCGAGAUCUUGUACCGGUCUUCGGCCCGCGACCCGCUCGUUUCGUUCAAGGGUCCUUCCGAGAUACCACCGGCGCAGUACUUUGCCAUCAAGUUCCUCCCCAUGAUCGUCGCCGUCUCGUAUGGCGUGCUCUGGCAGAUCACCAACUUCGACGUGAUGCGCCUGGAGCCCUUCUAUCAGAUGUCCAAGGAAGGGGGCGCCCUGGCGGCCGAGUCGAUCAACGUCGACUACCUCGGCCAGUUCAACCUCUUCCGGCCGCUGCGGGCCAUCCACUACCGCCACUGGGCCGUCGCCGUCUCGUCCGUCGCCAGCCUGCUGGCCAACACGCUGGUCCCGACCCUAGGCGCGGCCAGCAUCAUCCUGUCUCCCGAUCGCGACACCCGCCUCCUGUUUCCCAACCGGGAAAAGAACAUCCUCAUGCACCACGUCUGGUCGCGCCUGCUGGUCGUCACCUUCGUCAUCAUCGCCUCCCUCGGCGCCGUCCUCCUCUACCAACUGCAGACCCGCCGCUCCGGCCUGCUCGCAGACGUCAAGGGCAUCGCCGGGCUCGCCUCCAUGGCCACCGUCAGCCACAUCCUGAUGGACUUCAAGGACAUGGACGUCGCCACGCACCAGGACAUCCACCAGAAGCUCAAGAACCACCGCUACGUCCUCCGCAAUUCCUCCCUCGCCCCGGACGACUCGUCCAGCGACCAAGUCGAUAAUAAUGCUAACGCCAAGACCAAAGCCGCCGUCGGCGGUGACGACGACGACGACGACGACGACGAAACCGACCGGUACACGAACCAUCACCUCUCGCCAAACCCGCAACCACUCAUGCUCCGGGCCGCGGGCGCGCUCCCCUUCCUGUGCCUCAUCCUCCUCUUCACCGCCCUGCUUCCCGUCAUCCUCUUCACCCCGGCCACGACCCUGGCCGACCGGGCCCCCUGGCUGGUGACCGCCGUCGCCGUCCUCAUCAAGCUGUCGUGGGGCGCCCUCGAGACGGACGUGCGCGUCAUGGAGCCCUACUACAUCCUCUCGCGCCGCCACGCCCCGCCCAAGACGCUGUGCCUCGACUACACGGCCAUGCCGUUCGGCUGGGUCGCCGUCCAGGGCCUGCUGAACCGCCACUGGAUCGUCUUCGCCGUCGGCCUCGGCACCGUCGCCGCCGAGGUCCUGACCGUCCUCGUCACCAGCCUGGCGACGGUGGAAGGGAGGGUGUUCAUCGCCCUCCUGGACGAGAAGAAGACGGGAUCGGGCGGCGCGGGCGGGCUCGGCGGCGGAGAGGACGCGGGACUGACGACGAGGGCGGCGGCGGCGGCGGCAGUAGUGGCGGAAGCAGCAGCAUCAUCAUCAAGGAAGACGACUGCGGGGGAGAUCAUCAACGCCGGGGAGGAGACGGUGCCGAGCUUCUGGCUGUCGCUGGCGCUGGCGCUCGCCAUCCUGAUCUACAUGGCCGCCGUCGUCGCCGUCGUCUUCGCCCGGCGGGGGCGGGUGUUCCUGCCGCGGCAGCCCAACACCAUCGCCAGCGUGCUGGCCUACAUCCACCAGAGCAAGAUGCUGUACGGCUUCGUGGGCACGGCCAAGUUGAGCAACGCCGAGAUGCUCAAGCGGCUCGAGGACCUCGGCAAGACGUACGGCCUCGGCUGGUUCCACGGCCGCGACGGCCAGACCCACUGCGGCAUCGACGAGGAGGAGCUCCUGAGCGGGUACAAGGUCGGGUACGACUACUCGCGGGCGACCAAGCCGUGGGAGGAGGCCAUGAACUGGCUGUGACGUCGUAUUGCACGAGGAGGUAAUCUUCUUUCUUAUUUUUAUUCUUCCUUUUAUUCUUCGGGUUUGAUAUCUACCGCGUUAACAUG